UUUCCUCUAAAAUCAGCCAUCCAUUCACUCCGCAUUGACAUCAUUUCUGUUCAGCCAUGGCAUUCUCUGGCAAGUGGGAGACUGAAAGUCAGCAGGGAUAUGAGGACUUCUGCAAACUUCUUGGUAUCCCUGCUGAUGUGAUUGAGAAGGGUCGUGAUUACAAACUUGUGACGGAGGUGGUUCAGAACGGUAAUGAGUUCUCUUGGACUCAGCAUUACCCAGCCAACCACAGCGUCACCAACAAAUUUGCUAUUGGCAAGGAAUGCGACAUGGAGACCAUCGGAGGAAAGAAGUUUAAGGCAACCGUCACCAUGGAAGGGGACAAGCUGAGGACACAAUUUCCCAACUACAACCACGUAGUUGAGAUCAGCGGCGGGAAGCUGGUUGAGACUUCCACGGCCACGUCAGCUAAAGGUCCAGUUGUCCUGAUCCGAACCAGCAAAAAAAUCUAAACGCAUCACAUUGCCUAUGUAUGACUACAAACGUGUUCAAUAAACUAUAAACAUUUAUUUUAA
This is a messenger RNA of Ictalurus furcatus (blue catfish), 515 nucleotides long. RefSeq names its product fatty acid binding protein 6, ileal (gastrotropin) (gene fabp6). Gene Ontology annotation, molecular function: fatty acid binding. Gene Ontology annotation, biological process: fatty acid transport. Lineage: Eukaryota; Metazoa; Chordata; Actinopteri; Siluriformes; Ictaluridae. Bases 57 to 452 code for a protein of 131 amino acids. The record is from RefSeq and is a predicted model, not a curated record. The transcript has 4 exons. Gene Ontology annotation, cellular component: nucleus; cytosol.